UAACCCCUGCAAUAGCUCCUUUCGAAGGGCGGGCUACGUGCACUCAUCAGUCAUAUUCUCCUAAUAGCGAGCCGUGAGCGUGCGAGCAGAAUCUAGGUGCUGUGUUGGCCUGCUUCAGCCGUCCCACGAGCAUUUGCUCUCACCUCAGCAACGUGGCACGGGCCGUUCUCAGCAAUCUGUAGCUGCGUCCAUUGAGUGGGCGUUCGCAAUCCUCGUCGUACGGUCGUCUGCUUUCUUUAGAGCUCUUGCGAACUGAUGCUGGUCUGAACGGGCAGACCACUUAGAAGAGCGACAAACUGCACGACCCGCAAGCUUCAUUCGACAGACAAGCCAAUGGCGGCGGCGCUUUCCGACCGCCGCCCGUCCGCUACAGUCCUCACCCCGCGCUCUAGCGCCGCGCGCAGAGCGCGGAGGCCGCAACGUCGAUGGCUCUCGCCGGCGGGAAGCUGCAGCGUGGUAGCGAGUACAGCGCCCAUGGCCGCCGGCAGUCCCCGACUGACCGCCUCUCGCCAUCACCCUCCGCUCUCACUCGCUCUGCUGCUCGCCGCCCUCGCUCUACUCGCCACCCACCCGCCUGCCCUUGCUGCCGCGCCUGUCGCCCGCAAAGCUAGCGCAGCCCGGCUUGAACCAGCGGAGGCGACGAGCAGAGCAGCGGCGGCGGCGGGGGGCGUGACUGCGACGGCGGCGGCGAGUGACAGCAGCGGGCGGGCGCUGGCGAGUCGGUGGAGUGGCGGGAAGGAGGGCGGUGGUGGACGCGGAGGGAGCGCAGACGGUGAAGGGCGGGCGAGCGCGGAGGAGCCGAGAGUGUACAUCGUCCGCUUCCGCACAGCGCCCCCGGUCACCGCGUAUACCGGCGGAUUCGAGGGCCUCAGCCCCACCGCCGUGCCGUCGCGGGGUCGGAGGGGCGGCAGGACUGGGCGGUAUCGUCUGGAUUCUGGCGACGAGCGCGUGAUGGCGUACUCCCAGCACGUGCAGGCGAUGCAAGACGCAGAGUUGGCACGUGGCGGGGUGGAUGCGAGAACGCAGAAGUUAUACAGUUACACAUUUGCGCUCAACGGCGCAGCAGUGCGCUUGACCCCCGUGCAGGCGGCAGCACUGCGCAGGCAGGCGGGCGUGGGCGCGGUGUCAGCGUCCGCGCGGCUGCAUCCGCGCACCAUGUACACGGCGUCGCUGCUGGGGCUGCGCAACCGCAUGUGGCGGUGGAGGGACCAGCGGGGGAGGGCGCUCCAAGGGGAGGACGUGAUCGUGGGCGUGAUCGACACGGGCGUGUGGCCCGAGAACCCCGCCUUCACUGACCAGGUCUCCCCACCCUAUGGCCCCGUGCCUGCACGGUGGAGGGGGGGGUGCGGUAAGGAGAACGGGGCGGAUUUCCCCCCGGCGCUGUGCAACGGCAAGCUGGUGGGCGCGCGGUUCUUCGCUCGGGGCUUCUUGGCGGGCGAGGCGGUGGACUGGCGCAGGGACUACGCGUCGCCCAGGGACGUCGUGGGGCACGGCACGCACACCGCCAGCACGGCCGCUGGCAACCAGUGGAACCAUGUCGCGAUGGGCAACGUGUCGUUUGGGGCGGCCAGUGGGAUGGCGCCCAGGGCCAGAGUCGCCACGUAUAAGGUGGUGUGGGCGGCGAAGGAUGGCAGCUACAGUGCGGACACGGCGGACGUGGUGGCGGCGAUCGAGGCGGCGAUAGCGGAUGGCGUGGACGUGAUCAGCCAGUCGCUGGGCAAGAUGUUCGCCUCGCCCUUCGACGCCGACGAGAUCGCCUUCCUGCACGCCGCACAGGCGGGCAUAUUCACAGCGGUGGCGGCGGGCAACAUGGGAGGGCAGCUGCUGAGCAUGCUGGACCACCCCAGUCCCUGGUACACCACCGUCGCCGCCAGCAACACUGGAAGGCGCUACAGCACGAAGCUCACCCUCCCAGGCAACCGCACCUUUGUGGGGCUCUCCUUCAUGGGUGCACCACUGAGGAAAGGCACACCGGCUGCAGUGGGACCUGCCAUGUUCCCCCUGGUGGAAGGGGCAACUGCCGUUGCUACAGGCAGAUCCCAAAUGCGGGCGCGCUAUUGCCAGCCCGGGUCCCUGGACCUUUCCAAGGUCAAGGGCGCCAUUCUCAUUUGCCUCCGCCCCAACUCAGAUGACGUGGACCCUGACAGGGCCUCUGACACGCUGGAACUCAGCCACGUGGCAGCAGCUAACGGGGCAGCAGGUGUGGUGAUUAUCAACGAAGCUGCCAAGAUGGGGACGGCUGCUGUGCUGCAUCCGAUCCCGGCAUGCCACCUGGGCGUGUGGGCUAUGCAGCCCCUUCUAGCAUUCGUGCGCAGUCAAAAGAGCCCCCAGGCGUGCAUCUCCCCUGCGCUCGUGGCGUACGGUGACGCCCCCGCCGUGGCGGACUUCUCGUCCACUGGCCCAGUGGAGGACCCAGCAGUGGCGGCAGCACGUGGCUUUGGGCGGCAUCUGAACGACGUGGUGAAGCCAGAUGUGGCAGCGCCGGGGGUAGAGAUAUGGGCCGCCUGGACUCAAUCCGUGAAGCAGGAUUCGCUCAGCAGCAUUGCUCCCGGAGUGGUGAAGCUAGCAGCAUCCGCCUUCAACGUCAACACAGGCACGUCCAUGGCCACCCCUCAUGUGGCCGGCGCAGCAGCUCUCCUCAUACAAGCGCACCCCAGCUGGAGCCCCUUCGCUGUCAAGUCUGCUAUCCUAACCUCCGCCUCAUCACUCACCCGAUUUGGCCGACCCAUCUCAACAGCAUCAGGACACCGAGCCUCACCUUUUGACAUGGGUUCGGGACACUUGACCCCCACAGGUGCGGUGAAUCCAGGAUUGGUGUAUGAUGCCACAUCAGCAGACAUGGUCCGGUUCCUGGUUUCAGUGGAUGAGCGCAAAGCCAGGGCUACAGGUUUGGUUUGGUCCUUACCUCGUGGGCUGGUCCAACAAGCUGUAGCUUCGUACAACCUGAACCAAGCAAACAUUGCGGUGACUGGAUUGAAGGGAGAGGUGGUGGUGACGCGGACUGUGCGAGAUGUGAGUGGAAGGAGGUCCACGUACACGCCGACAGUAGUGGUGCCACAAGGUGUAGCUGUCCGCGUGAUGCCCAAGCUGCUGGUUGUGGAGCCUUGGGCAACAGCAACGUAUAACGUUAGUAUGCAGGUGGAACAACCGUCUCUUUCCUUUGCAUUUGGAAGCCUGGUUUGGAACGAUGGGGUAUACUCUGUUAGGUCUGUCAUGGCUGUCCAAGCGGUUGCGAAAUAGGUUUACGAAGUUGGAUGCACACCAGCUUUCCUUGUUUAAAGCCCUUGGCUAAAAACACAAAGCAGUCGCUCACUUGAAUCUUGUAU
Molecule: messenger RNA, 3326 nt
Organism: Closterium sp. NIES-67
Lineage: Eukaryota; Viridiplantae; Streptophyta; Zygnematophyceae; Desmidiales; Closteriaceae
Source: the annotation of a GenBank genome assembly